CCGACGAAGAGAGGAAGGAGGGAGGGGUGUAAUAAUGGAGGUGGGCGGUUCGGUGCUUGGUGCUGAAGGAUACACUGAAGAAGAAGAAGAAGAUCCCUGAGCUCGGAUCGCGCUUCUACACCCGCCCUCCCCCCCCCCUCCCUAUCUGCGCUCGAUUGUGGAUCCUGUGGAGCGCCGGGGAACCGCCGCUGCUCUAGCACUGAGUGUGUGUACACGGACACAUAGAGCCAGCAGCAGCAGCAGCCGCCGCUCGGUGUGCCCGUGUGAGUGUGCCCGAGUGAGUGUGCGAGGCGGCUGCGCAGCUCCUGUGCGCACUCUACCACACUGGCAUUCAGAGGAGGAGGCCAGGCACACAACUGAAAGAAAGUACUCUGCCCAGCCCGGCAGCGGCUCCCAGACCCCCGGCCCCCGCCAGCAUGGCUUCGGAGGAACUCUAUGAGGUAGAAAGAAUUGUUGACAAAAGGAAAAAUAAAAAAGGUAAAAUAGAAUAUCUGGUGCAUUGGAAAGGAUAUAACAGCGGUGAUGAUACCUGGGAGCCAGAACAACACUUAGUAAACUGUGAAGAAUAUAUUCAUGAAUUUAACAGAAGACACAAUGAAAAGCCAAAAGACAACAACACAAUAGCUAAAGCAAAUAGGACAUCUCCCAAUAAUGCCAGAAAACAAAUCUCCAGGUCAACUCAUAGUUCUUUUUCAAGAAUCUCUCCAAAAUCUUUGACUUUUAAUAAGGACAGUGAAUCAAAAAAUGCACCACUUUCUGCUAGUCCAAAAUUGCGCAAAAGUCCUUCCCAAAUAAUUCCAGUCAGGAAAAAUAUGGACCUUUCUAGAUCUGGCAUUAAAAUACUUGUACCUAAAAGUCCAAUGAAAAACAGGAGUUCAAUAGAUGGAUUUCAGAAUGAAACUGGAGAAAAAUUAAAUCAAAUUGAACAGGAGCAGGAUUCUGUUGCACCUGAAGUGACUGCUGAAAAACCAGUUGGUGCUUUACUGGGACCUGGUGCAGAAAGGGCUCGAAUGGGUAGCAGACCAAGACCACCAUCGCUGGUUCCACAGAUUCAGCUUCCAUUGACCAUUACAGCUACAUCAGCAUUAGCAGUAAAUGGAAAAGGCACGUCUCCAUUCAUGCAGGCAUUAACUGAAAAUGGUACCAGCAAUAUACAGACCUCAGUAGCAGGAGUAACAGGCAAGCGGAGGUUUAUUGAUGAGAGAAGAGACCAAUCUUUUGAUAAAAGGCUACGAUUCAGUGUAAGACAAACUGAAAGUGCUUACCGGUACAGAGACAUUGUUGUGCGAAAACAGGAUGGAUUCACACACAUUUUACUUUCCACAAAAUCAUCUGAGAAUAAUUCAUUGAAUCCAGAGGUAAUGAAGGAAGUCCAGGGUGCACUAGCUACAGCAGCUGCAGAUGACAGCAAGCUAGUUCUUUUUAGUGCAGUUGGAAGUGUGUUUUGCUGUGGUCUUGAUUUUAUUUAUUUUAUAAGACGCUUGACAGAUGAUCGAAAAAGAGAGAGUACCAAAAUGGCUGAUGCAAUUAGGAUAUUUGUGAAUACUUUUAUUCAGUUUAAGAAACCAAUUAUCGUUGCUGUAAAUGGACCUGCAAUUGGACUUGGAGCAUCUAUAUUGCCACUUUGUGAUGUUAUCUGGGCAAAUGAGAAAGCUUGGUUUCAAACACCUUACACUACUUUUGGACAGAGCCCUGAUGGCUGUUCAUCUUUGUUGUUUCCUAAAAUUAUGGGUCUUGCAUCGGCAAAUGAGAUGCUACUCAGUGGAAGAAAGCUGACUGCACAAGAGGCCUGUGCUAAAGGUCUGGUUUCUCAGGUGUUCUGGCCUGGGACAUUCACACAAGAAGUUAUGAUUCGCAUUAAAGAACUUGUGACCUGCAAUCCAGUAGUACUUGAAGAAUCCAAAGCUUUAGUCCGAAAUGUUAUGCGUGGCGAUCUGGAACAGACAAACGAAAGAGAGUGUGAAGUACUUAAGAAGAUCUGGGGAUCUGCUCAAGGAAUGGACUCUAUGCUGAAAUACUUGCAAAGAAAAAUUGAUGAAUUCUAAAAAACAAACAAAAAAAAACCCUCCACAACUAAAAAAACAUUGCUUGUUUUAUAAAGUAGCCUUGAAACGUUUAACGGGACAUCUUUCUAUUUGUGGUGCCGUAGAUUAUUUAAAGGUUAUUUUUCUUUUCUUUUUUUUACAAAUAUCAACUAAAGCCUGCCAUCAAUUGUUCCCAGGCACAAGGCAUGGAGUGUUCUUUUCAUAUUCUUAGCAAUCCACGUCUUGAACUUUGGUAUGUACUAAGAAGAGAUCUAUGAAAAACUAUGUGUGACAGGGAAGUCUGGAAAAUGCUUAUUUUUUUUGUUCAUAAUAUAUAUAUAAAAAUAUAAAUAUAUAUUUAAAAUGAAAACGGGUAGCAGCAAACCCUUACUUUCAUUACCCACUGAGGUAGGACUGAGACAAUAUUUGUUUCAGAAGAAGGUAAAAUACCUCAGAUAUGAACUUUUGUUUGUUUUAAUGGCUUCAGAAAACAAUUCCCACAGGACUAUAAAUGUUUACGGAUGCAUUUUAACAACCCCACAUCCCAACUAUCCCAAAAAAGUGUGCGUGUGUUCUCAGGACAUGCUAAUAAAAAGAAAACCUCUUCAUGCUGUCA
Pseudophryne corroboree (corroboree frog) is the source of this 2640-nucleotide messenger RNA. RefSeq names its product chromodomain Y like (gene CDYL). The coding region runs from base 417 to 2045 and encodes 542 amino acids. The transcript is spliced from 7 exons. Gene Ontology annotation, molecular function: transcription corepressor activity. Gene Ontology annotation, cellular component: nucleus. The record is from RefSeq and is a predicted model, not a curated record. Lineage: Eukaryota; Metazoa; Chordata; Amphibia; Anura; Myobatrachidae.